AUGUCUGAUAGACAAGUUACAAAGGUUGAUUCUAUAAAAGUGCAGAGUGAGAGCGAUCUUUUUUAUGGGUACGAUAGUUACACGUACUUAACAUGGGUUGAUUUUGAAGUGGUUCUUACAAUGGAUGAGCUGACUGGUGUUGUCAUUGUGUCUUAUAUGAUGGUGUUGUUUAACAAAAUGAAGUAUCCCCCCCCCCCCCCGCCAAAAAAAAAGAGAUUACGGAAUUCGCUUUGUGAACCGACAUUAAUCUUGCCAAGUACGCAUAAAGGGAAAUCUAAGAAUAUUGAUGAUGCAAGCAGAGGUUUAGUAGAUCAAAGACAUUGGGUGUUGGGUGUACUAGACAUGAAAUCAAAUACUUGCUAUUAUCUUUAUUCCUUGAGUUCUACCAAUUUCAAUAUGCAGUUUUUGCAAAUUGUUGAUUCGGCAAUAGUUAUGUACGCUACACAAAGUGGAUCCAACAAAAGGGUUAAAAUGAAUUGGGUUAAUGUUACGAGUCCAAUUCAGCUUGGAUCUACCGAAUGUGGCUACUACAUGCUAAGGUUCAUGAAGGAGAUAGUGGAAGAAGGAAUUGAAGUGUUGGUCAAAGACAAUCUCGGGGAUGGCAAAGUUGAGUACACAAUUGAUGAUAUCGAUGAGAUACGUGAAGAAUGGUUAGAGUUUGUUACAAGCCUCAUUUAUCGAUGA
Messenger RNA from Lactuca saligna, 684 nucleotides. NCBI's taxonomy places the organism in Eukaryota, Viridiplantae, Streptophyta, Magnoliopsida, Asterales, Asteraceae. The record is from the annotation of a GenBank genome assembly.